GUACCUAACGUGCAGUGGGAGGAUGUCGGAGGGCUGGAGGAUGUGAAGGCGGCAAUCUUGGAGACGGUGGACCUGCCCUUGCGCCACCCCCAGCUCUUCACACAAGGCCUGCGGCGCCGCUCGGGUGUACUGCUCUACGGGCCGCCAGGGACUGGCAAAACACUCAUGGCGAAAGCGGUGGCGACAGAGUGCUCCCUCAAUUUCCUGAGCGUGAAAGGUCCUGAGCUGAUUAACAUGUACAUCGGGGAGUCCGAACGCCAGGUGCGGGAGGUGUUUGCCAGGGCGCGGCGAGCGCGGCCAUGCGUGCUGUUCUUCGACGAGCUAGACAGCCUUGCGCCUGCGCGCGGAGCAGGAGCCGACUCCGGCGGUGUCAUGGACCGCGUUGUGGCACAGCUUCUGGCAGAGAUCGACGGCGUGCAGGGUGCCGAUGGGUCCAGCAGCGGCAGCUCUCAGGACAUAUUUGUCAUCGGUGCCACCAAUAGGCCUGACUUGCUGGACCGCGCUCUCAUGCGGCCUGGUCGG
Coccomyxa subellipsoidea C-169 is the source of this 522-nucleotide messenger RNA. RefSeq names its product AAA-domain-containing protein. Gene Ontology annotation, molecular function: ATP hydrolysis activity; ATP binding. The record is from RefSeq and is a predicted model, not a curated record. Gene Ontology annotation, cellular component: peroxisomal membrane; cytosol. The transcript has 4 exons. Gene Ontology annotation, biological process: protein import into peroxisome matrix. The annotation marks the transcript as partial. NCBI's taxonomy places the organism in Eukaryota, Viridiplantae, Chlorophyta, Trebouxiophyceae, Coccomyxaceae.